GGAAGGGCAUUUGUGAUCUGAAAACCAUGGCAGCAGUAAGGGCAGACCACACAACCAAUUGGGAUUCCCUCAGUUGUGACAGCUGUGGAGGUCAUUGGAAAAAAGAAAAAAAGCCUCAAAUGACUCGUUCACAGGCCUGGACAAAACCGAACAUGAGCUCUGAUCUGGUACAUUUGAUCAAGAAGGCAGUGGAGGUCAUGCUGCCACAGAAACUCCAGUCAGCCUCCAGAUGUACUGUGAAAGAAGCUCAGUCUCUAGAUGAGUCCAAACGCAUCAUCAGAGAACUGGCCCUUGAAGUCAACAGAGUCUCUCGGCACAAGAGCCGUGCUGUUCUCUCAAGUGUAACUGAGGACAGCUGCAGUCUGCAGGAGUGUCAACACUUCAUACUGCAGUGGGCUGAGGAACUGAGGCACCUCCCACAGAGAAAAGAAGAACAUAAAGCACAGAUUCCAGCAGGCCAGAGCUCAAACCAGACCUCAUCAGAUGCCAGGAGCACAGUGAAACAGCAGCAGGCCCAAGAUCUCUGCAGUCCAGCCCAAGAGGAGAGGCUGAAGGAAGCCCAGCUGACCCUGGAUCAGUGGGCCUGGAGUCUCCAGUCUCUGCCAGAGAAUUCUGUGUGUCUGGGAGAGGAUGUUGAUGUGGUUCUGAAGGAGCUGGAGAAACGGUGGAAGAAAUGCAAGCUACCAAACAUGCUCCCAGUUCUGGAGUUCAUCAUGUGGAGUGUGAUCCAGGAUCAGCCUCAGGAGGGCUCUGUACCUCAGGUCAGAAGUACAUGGCGAUAUAAGAAUAAAGCUGCUUUCCACCACAUUCCCAGCUCAGUGUGGAAAUGGAUUUGUAUGGAAAGAGCUGACAUCAGGCUGGAUCCAAGCACUGCAAAUCCAGAUCUUAAAGUAUCUGCAGAUGGAAAAAAGGUGAAGAUGGACACCAUCAUAGAGAGUGAACACAACCCCAGAGAUGGGAACCACAGGUCUCCUCAUAAGUAUGAUGGGUGGUGGUGUGUGCUGGGAACAGAGGGCUUCACCUCUGGGAGACAUUACUGGGAGGUGGGGGUUCAGGGUAAGAAAGAAUGGAGGGUUGGAGUGGUGAAGGAGUCUGCAGAGCGCAGGGGCUUCAUGCCGCUGAACACAUACACAGGCUACUGGACUUUACGUUUGCAGCUUGGGGUGCUCAUGGCCCUUACUGCACCGGUCUGUAAACUCCCUCAGUUGAUUCCCUCCAGGGUGGGGGUGUACCUGGAUAUAGAGGAGGGGCAGCUCUCCUUCUAUGAUGUUGACAGAAAGUGCCACCUCUUCACUUUCAAUGACAGCUUCACUGAGAAAGUCUUCCCUGUGUUUGGAACAGUAGAAACAGACAAAGAGAUUGUUAUCCUCACAUAAUCGGUUACCAGUUAGGUAGUCCAGGUGGGGGGUUGAAUUCGAGAUCAGAAAGGCCAUACCAACGACUUUAACAAUGGCACUGGGAGCCGGGAUGGCUCAGUCAGUUAAGGGACUUGCUCCAUGUGCAGGCUGAACCAUAUAGCUGAGAUAUCGCUUAUUCCAGUGUGGGUUAUGCCAUUAGACAUCAGGGGCCUGUAGAGGCAGGACAUGAUGGGAUUCAUCCCGCUAAGGUAGCAUGGGUCAGGGCUCUUCAAGUUACCACUGUAAGGCAGGGUGUGAUAAUAGAUUGCAAGAAUGGGAUUUUAUCUGAAAUACUGCGACAAGGAAAAAGGACAGGAAAAAAACAGAUCAUUUGUAUACUUAUGGGGUCCAUAAUGCAUCAUUCAGUGUUAGGAUCUAAAUAUCUGAAAAAGAGUGUGUUUCAGUGAAAACCCCUCUUUAACAUGUUUGGGACUUAAAAGAUGAGACUUGAAAGUUGCAUUUGACCAAAUGUCUGAUGUACUGUGUGAUGGAGUGUAAUAAUCUGGAAAUAAAAAUAGAAAACAU
Molecule: messenger RNA, 1922 nt
Organism: Megalops cyprinoides (Indo-Pacific tarpon)
Lineage: Eukaryota; Metazoa; Chordata; Actinopteri; Elopiformes; Megalopidae
Product: E3 ubiquitin-protein ligase TRIM39-like
Exons: 11
Coding region: 27-1376 (449 amino acids)
Molecular function (GO): protein binding
Source: RefSeq, a predicted model, not a curated record